AAUGGAAUUGUGGGUAAUGACACACUUCGACUGAAAGAAAGAUGGCACCCAUUCAUGUAAAUGAUGCUGAUAGGAAAUUCAAAUGCGUUUGAUAUGAAGGACUUUGAUAAGUUUUCAGUGAAAAGGUUUAAACGGAAAUAUGCGCAUUUCAUUUUAGAUAGGCAGAGUGAUCAAUUUUCUUGUGAAUCUCGAGGUGAAUGAAGUAUUGCCGGCAUUUUACACGGGAUGCUAUCAUAAACAAUGUUGUUUUGGGGUUCAUGUCGUUGAUGACUAAUGUAAAAUCAUCAAUAUGAUGUGCGACGUGAUGCCUACGAUUUCUGAGUCCGGUUCUAAUGACCGGGAGUCUCAGAGUUCGCAAGAUGAGGCUAACUUCGAGCAGCUGAUGGUGAACAUGUUGGAUGAGAGAGAUAAAUUGAUGGAAACACUUCGCGAGACUCAGGACACAUUAACGUUAACCCAGCAGAAACUCGCCGACGUGGAAAAAGAACGAGACGCCCUACAGGGCCAAUAUCAGACCACUACACCUCAGCAGGAAUUUGCCAGUUUGUCAAAAGAGGUCAACCAGCUACGAGAUCAGCUGUUAGAAAGGGAGGAAGAAGUAGCGGAACUAAAGGCAGAGAGAAAUAACACUAGGUUGUUACUGGAACAUCUCGAGUGUUUGGUAUCCAGACAUGAGCGAUCCCUCCGGAUGACCGUGGUCAAGCGUCAGGCCUCGUCCCCCGCGGGAGUGUCCAGUGAAGUGGAGGUGCUGAAGGCCCUCAAGUCUCUGUUUGAACACCACAAAGCUCUGGACGAAAAGGUCCGAGAACGUCUUCGAGUUGCUUUAGAAAAAGUGGCCUCAUUAGAAGAAGAGUUAACAAAUGCCAAUCAAGAGUUAUUCACAUUACGAGAACAGCAGAGUAAAUCUCGACAUUCCAGUGGGAGUACAGAGGACAGUCUAAAACCCCUAAAGCAUGAAACUCAGGAGACUGACCAUCCAAAACCAGAUAUACACAUCAAGCAAAGGCUGUCGAAUGGCUCGAUUGACCCUGACUCUGAGGUUAACCGGGUCAUCGAACUUCAAGACACGGUGGAGAAACAGAACUCCGAGUUAACAGCGACGCGUACGCGGUUACUGGAAUUAACCAAUAAAAUCACCGAGCUGGAGGAGACCUCCACCACUGCCACCAAAGAUCUGAACAAAGCUCAGGAACAAUUAGUCAAGUUACAGAGAGACCUCAGAGAGUCCCUGGCCCAGAGAGAGGAUCAGGAGGAGAGGAUAGCCACGUUAGAGAAACGUUACUUAAACGCUCAGCGGGAAUCAACAUCACUUCAUGAUCUGAAUGACAAGUUAGAGUCUGAACUAGCCACCAAGGAAAGCCAACUCAAGUCUACUGAGGAGAAGCUGAGACAGGUACAGGAGAGGCUGGAGCUGGCAGAACAGAAGCUACAGCAGUCUCUAAAGAAGGCCGAGGCCCUGCCUACUGUGGAAGCCGAGCUGGCCCAGCGAAUGGAGGCACUGAACAAAGCAGAGGAGUUACACGGGUCCGCGGAGGAGAGAGUGUCCAGGGUAGAACAGAAACUGAAGGAUAACGAGGCAGAGCUCUCCAGGGCUAGAAUGAGAGAGAAGAUGAAUGAAGAACACAAUGCCAGACUGUCAGCUACAGUGGACAAGUUGUUGGCUGAGUCUAAUGAGCGACUACAGCUACAUCUCAAAGAGCGAAUGGGAGCUCUAGAGGACAAAAACCAGCUGACUCAGGAACUCGAACGAAUCCGCAAGGCUCUGGACGAAACUCAGCAAGAAAAGGAGAGGAUAUCUGAUGAUUUGAUUCGUGCUAAUAGGGAGGUGGACACACUCAGGCAGCAGAUAGAACACCUUGCCAGGCCGGGUACAGGGUAUGUCAUCAGAAGUCCGAUGGACGAGGUCACCAGGAGGUCACAGAGGGGACGAGAGCAGUCUCUAGAGGAGGAUCCAACCAAGGUGAACACCCUGAAUGAGCAGGAGCAUGAGAAGUUAAAGCAGGCCCAGAUCCUGGAGAAACUACAGCAGGCUUUUGAUGCCAGUGACACGGAGGGAAGUGAGAAUGAGUCCGUGAUUGAAGCAUUCGAUAUGUGGUCCCCCAGCGGCCCCACUGAUGCUCAGACCCUGGCACUCAUGCUCCAAGAGCAGUUAGAUGCAAUAAAUAAUGAAAUUAGGUUAAUCCAGGAAGAAAAAGAAACCACAGAGCAGAGAGCUGAAGAACUGGAAAGUCGGGUAGGGAGUGGUAGUCUUGAUACGAUUGCCAACAGAUGGCGCACCUCUCCGCCAUUGAGCGAGAGGGCGACGCCCACUACUCGUUCAUUACAAACAAGAGAUUACCUACAAAAGUACCAUACCGCUCCUGCUGGAAUGUCCACUGCCCACCUGUAUACCUACUCCUCCUCUAGUCCUCAGCUAGCUACUGCUGCCAAUGAAAACAAUAUAGCACAGAUGUAUAGUAGGGAUGACUCAACCAUUAAUGAGGAGAACCGACAAAUCAAGUGUGAAUCUAGUCCCCCAACCCCACGAUCUCUGAGGCUCGAGCGAGCCACGGCCAGUCAUAAUACCUCUGUAGAGGAUACACCAAGAACUGUAAUAGACACCACCCAGUCCUCUCAGAGUCCCUUCAGUACACCAAACAGCAGCCAGGACUCUCUCCACAAAAACCAGCAACAACAACAACAGCAGCAACAGAAGAAGAAAGGCAUCAAGAGCUCACUGGGGCGACUCUUCAGCAAGAAGGAGAAACAGAAAGCCAAAGGUCUACCUCAGGAACUGCUGCCUGCUGGAGGUGCGUUUGCGGACCUGAGUGAUGUGGGUGCUGGGGACGCCCUGACUCUGGGUCUGGGUCAGUCCGAGUACGACAGGAGGAAAAAGAAGAAGCAUGAACUUCUGGAGGAGGCAAUGAAGGCUGGUACACCUUUUGCUUUGUGGAACGGACCAACAGUCGUAGCCUGGCUAGAGCUGUGGGUGGGAAUGCCUGCUUGGUACGUGGCAGCGUGUAGAGCUAAUGUUAAGAGUGGAGCCAUCAUGUCCGCACUCUCUGACCAGGAGAUACAGCGAGAGAUCGGAAUCAGUAAUCCUCUUCAUCGCCUCAAGUUACGACUGGCCAUACAGGAGAUGGUCAGUCUGACCAGUCCAUCAGCGCCAAAGACGUCUAGUUCUACGCUGGCGUUUGGGGACAUGAAUCACGAGUGGAUCGGCAAUGAAUGGCUGCCGUCGAUCGGUCUUCCUCAGUAUCGCAGUCACUUCAUGGAGUGUCUGGUGGACGCAAGGAUGCUGGAUCAUCUGACCAAGAAAGAUCUGAGGGGACAACUCAAAAUGGUCGACAGCUUUCAUAGAACAAGUUUACAGUAUGCUAUUAAUUGUUUAAAACGUGUGAAUUAUGACAAGAAGGAAUUGGAAAGGAGAAGAGAGGAAAGUGCUACAGAAAUUAAAGAUAUACUGGUGUGGUCCAAUGAGAGACUUAUAAAGUGGGUCCAAUCCAUAGGUUUACGGGAAUAUGCAAAUAAUCUUAUAGAAUCUGGGGUUCAUGGUGCUUUAAUUGCCUUAGAUGAAAGCUUUGAUGCCAACAGUAUGGCGCUAGCACUACAGAUUCCAAGCCAAAGCUCACAGGCACGCCAGGUUUUAGAGCGUGAAUUUGGGAACAUGUUGGUCAUGGGCAAGAUUUGGAUUGGUCAGUCAUUAUAUUACAAUUAGAUUUGUCCCCCCAUGUGUGACAUUUGAUUGGAUCCUGUCAACCUUUGACCCUGAUGUUAUCCAAUCGUAAAUCCAUUGUGAUGGUGAGUGAAAGUGUCCAGGAAUGCCACUUGAAGCAGAAUUGUUAGAAAGUAAAACAUCAUGUUUGAAUACAAGUUUUUAAUUAUAAACUUUUUAAGUGUGAUUUUUCAGUAUUCUCUUUUGUUCCAAUAGUUGAAAGUUGAAUUUUGUUUUCAAAUUAAGUAAAAUAGAUAAUAUAUUUAAGCUUUUUAUUAUUUUUUAUCGUAGGAAAUUAAAAUACCAGUGUGCAAAAUAUUUCUGAAUGCUGUAAUGUUUGCAUGGUUACCAGAUAUGUUGCAUGUAUUUCUUUUUUUUGUUUGU
This is a messenger RNA of Saccostrea cuccullata (small rock oyster), 4078 nucleotides long. Its product is annotated as liprin-alpha-1-like. Gene Ontology annotation, biological process: synapse organization. The transcript is spliced from 24 exons. The record is from RefSeq and is a predicted model, not a curated record. The coding region runs from base 290 to 3697 and encodes 1135 amino acids. Gene Ontology annotation, cellular component: presynaptic active zone. Gene Ontology annotation, molecular function: protein binding. Lineage: Eukaryota; Metazoa; Mollusca; Bivalvia; Ostreida; Ostreidae.